Diorhabda sublineata is the source of this 11924-nucleotide messenger RNA. RefSeq names its product dnaJ homolog subfamily C member 5-like. The transcript has 6 exons. The coding region runs from base 239 to 931 and encodes 230 amino acids. Gene Ontology annotation, cellular component: type Is terminal bouton. Gene Ontology annotation, biological process: regulation of neuromuscular synaptic transmission. The record is from RefSeq and is a predicted model, not a curated record. Lineage: Eukaryota; Metazoa; Arthropoda; Insecta; Coleoptera; Chrysomelidae.
AUUUCAUAGAAACUUCUUGUGGAGCUUUUCGUUUUCGACGUUUAUUUGUUGGCAGCACAGUAUUAUUAGUUUUCCCAUUGACCGUUGGUGUAUUGACAUUUCCGAAAUAAUUGUAUCUGCGGUAUUUUUGUGAAAUGUGUCUUAAUAAAAGUUAUAAUAUUAUUUUGUAAAAUAUGUGUUAGUGUAAACACUGUUGUUGUUUUUAUAUGUUUGUCGAAAGGAUUAAAUUCAGCACAAAAUGGACGCCAAAAGAAAAUUAUCCACUCAAGGCGAUUCGUUAUAUGAGGUGUUAGCAUUACCAAAAACAGCAACAAACGAAGAAAUAAAGAAAACUUACCGACGUUUAGCACUUAAAUAUCAUCCAGAUAAAAAUCCCAAUAAUCCGGAAGCCGCGGAAAAAUUUAAAGAAGUAAAUAGGGCCCAUUCUAUACUCAACGACGCUACUAAACGAAAUAUUUAUGAUAAUUACGGUUCAUUGGGUCUCUAUAUCGCCGAGCAGUUCGGAGAAGAAAACGUCAAUGCCUAUUUUGUUGUAACUUCUACGUGGUGUAAGGCACUUUUCUUCUUCUGCGGAUUCAUAACAGGCUGUUAUUGUUGUUGUUGUUUAUGCUGCUGUUGCAAUUUCUGUUGCGGAAAGUGCAAACCUAGACCACCUGAAGACACAGGCGAUUAUCACACAUUGAACCGAGAUCAGGGUCCAAGCUCAGCUCAACAUGUGCACACUACCCAACCAGGUAAAAUGGAUGAUGGAUCCGAUGAUGGUCGAGGUGAUAACUCUCCGGUGACGAGUCAACCGUCUCCUUCCAGAACCCAAAAUGCUCCCGUGUAUGCCAUGCCACCACCCGCUUAUAAUACGGUGUCACAAAAUAAAGGAGAAAACUCCGCAUUAAACCAAGGCGAUGUCCCUGUUUAUACGCCAGAUCUAAAAUAAACGACAAGAAGAGUGGUCUACUUAGGUCUUUAAAAAGCGUUUUGAUAGGUGCACCCAAAAAUUGUCAAUGGUAGAAGAAGACAUUUCUAAUCUUCUUUGACCUAGUCAAAUUAUAUAUUUUUUAGUUUUUUCGUCUAUAAUUAUACAUUUGAUGAUUUAGAAAUUUAAGGUUUAAAAUUAAUUGGAAAAUAUAAACAUUUUUAUAUUAUUUUCAUUUUAUUUUGAUGAUCUAUUGAAAUAGGUGACUUAACGAAGCAUGCUUUCAAGGAAUAAGUGUGACUAUUAUAUAUCAAUAUUGCACUUUGUUAUUUGAACGUUCCAGUAUUGUUUUAAUUAAUAAGUUAUUUGUGAUCUGCAAAAGCAGUUUUUUUACUGUAUGGCACAAACUACACUGUUUUUCUCUGUUCUAUUUUUCACUAGUUUUAAUUUGGGCCAUACUUUAAAUUUAACUUUUACUUAAUCCAAUAAGUUUCAAAGAAGGUAGUGUGUCAAGCGAUUUUCCAAAAAAGGUAUUAAGUCUAUAAAGAAUAAUCAUGUCUUUAGUAUUCCAAAAGUUAAAUACAGUCAUAGUAAUUUAAUAUCAAUGUAAUUAUUAUAAUACAUGAAAAUUGUUAAUAGUACAUUGCAUAAAAUUCAAUUAUUGGUGAAUUAAUACAUUAUAUUAUAUAUUUAUGAAUAAAAUAUAUUAGUUUAUUGAUAAUUACUUGUGUCACGAAAAUAAUAAAAUGAUUAGGAACAUAUUGUAUGCAUUUUAUAAGUAUAUCCCCAUUAUUGUGCUUCUGCUAACAGAAAUAGUCUAGUCUUCAAGUUCAAACUAUUGAUAAAAUUAUGUAGAUAAACUAAUUCCAUUCAAAAUUAUGUCUAGAUCAUUGUGCCUAAAAAGUUAAUUAUCUCAUAAAAUUUUCAAUUUAACACCUACCAAAUAUAGUGUUUGCUUUUUGCUUUUUUUCAAUUUAAAAAAAUCUUUCAAGAGAAGGAAAUUUACUAAAAAAGUUCCGAUUACUUAGUAUUAGUAAAUUGAAUAACAUGAAAAAAUUAUGGUAUAAUUUAAACAUUUUAGAGAAUUUAUUCCUGUUGGAGUUUUUCAACAAAUUAGACGAUUGUUAAUUAACAAAAUUAUCUUGUACUGUCUCAAUCGUUUUAAACUGAAAUAAUGCUUAGAUAAUUGUAUUAAAAUUUUUCCACUUCAUUGAGUCCUUCUGUUAUACAUACAAAACUAGAUUGCAUCAUGAAAGUUUCAAUAAUAUAGAUAUAUUGUUUGUAAUAUUUUUAUAUAUAGUUAACAAAAAAAGAGAAAACAAGAAUUUCAUAUCAUUUUUUUCUUUAUUUAUUAUUAUUUUUAUGUCAAUAAAAAACAUUUUUGUAAAAUUGCCAUUAAAAGUAACACUUCUAAUCACAGCCAAUAGUGUUAAAAGUGAUUGUUUACCUAGAAGUGCGUUGUAAAUAUUUUUAACCCUACAUUUUCUAAUGAUGAAAUCAGAUUGAAUUAUAGGGCAAUCCAGAAGUAUGACCUGUGCAACACUAAUAAGGCCGCUGACAAACAACAUGUUUAACGAUAUUGUCACCUGGUGUUUGCUACUGUCUUAGUGUAAUCCUACGGUCUGUUGCCUUGCAUUGCCUAAGAUCUAUUUAUAAAAGACAUAAUUUAUUGUUUCGUUAUAACAUGUGAUUUUUUCUUUUUAUAUUCUAUAUCUCGAAUAUAUUUCAAAUCCUGAUAUUCCAGAUUUAAAUGUUACUUUAAUAUUGUUAGCAAUAUUUGUUCUUUGGCUGUGAGAACUGCACAACUCCAGUAAACUUACAAUAAUUUCAACAACUGUAUAGUUAUUUAAACCUGUAUAAUAUUUAGUUUUCUUUUCAUAAUUUCUUAAAGCUUCUCUAGAAAGUGUGGGUUUUAAUAAUGUAUUGUUACGAGCUAACUUGUAAAAGCAUCAGAUAUAUCUUCUGAUAGUAAAUCUGUCCGUACUUCUUGAGCUCAUCUAUAUGGAAAUUCUUCUGGAACAUUUUCUGUACUUGUACAUGAGUUUCAGUUUCUUCUAGUAAAAACUAAAGAUAUUCUUUAAUAAAAAGAUAUAAUAUUUUUUUAAUUGAAUCAUCUUUCCGGGAACUUUUGAGAAAAUCUGAAUUAAUUAUUGUAUGAAGUAUCUUACUUUACUAACCACAAAUGUGAUAUACUUUACGAUAAUUACAUUUUCUACAUUAAAGUUUAUCAUGUUUUGUACCACUGGCACUACGGCCCUCAAAGAGCUUUGGGCUUUUCCAGUCAUCACGGUUCAACGUUCGGCGUGUUCACCCAUCUCCCGCCUAGCUCCCGAAUAUCCUCUUCGACAUCAUCCAGCCAUCGCUUGCGCGGUUACCCUUUAGACUUCUGUCGGUACGCUUUGCGCAUCCCCCGCUCCUCAGGUAUUCCAAGUGGCCUAACCAUCUUGGACUUCUGUCACCAGGCUGGGGUCUUCAUAGAUAGAUAGCCGGUGAAGCUUUACAUACGCCACACGCUCUGCUCGUACACUGAUCCAUAUAUUAGGACUAAGAUCUUACACUCCCACAUGUUAAGCAGCCGCUGCUCGCGGCUUUUUAAUACGGGCGCUCGACUUGAUCAUUGAAAAUUUACUCCACAAAGUUGAUGAGCUCCUUAUAUUUGAUUUUUUUGGAAGGCCAAAAAUUAGUAUAUACAAUAUCGUACUGCUGAGCUGAUUUUUAUGUAGGAGUUCCAAAGUUGCUCGUCAUGCAGACGUUUCAAUAUUAACAGGAACAAUCAAAUCAACACUUGUAUUAAUUAUUCCACUUUCUACAAACAUAUUAUUGGGUUGUCGACAAAGUAGUUUCGGUUUUGUAUUAUAAAUAAAACACUUUUUUAACAAAGAUUAGUUUUUAAUCAAUUAUAUAUUUUCCAUUUUGCCCAAUGACCUUUUGCUAUCUUUCUUCCAGCUUCAUGAUACCGCGCUCAUACAUUUUCUGGUCCUUGAUUGCUGGUCAUCGUCAUUUGUGAAAAAUUGAGCAUUAAAAAAAUUCUGCAAACUUCGAUAUAAAUGGUAAUCAGAUGUGUGAGGUCUUACAUUAUCAUGGUGGAACACUAAACCAUUCCGAUUUGACAAUUCUGGCCGUUUACCUUUGAUUGCUUCAUCCAGUUUCAUUAAUUGUUGAAGCAGCUCAAAAAACACAACACCUUUGUAAUCCCACCAAACUGACAGCAUGAACUUUUUGUUGUUUUUUUGCUUUCGCUGUGGUUUGUGCUGGUUCAUCGUAUUUGCUCCACGAUCGUUUUCGAACUAUGUUACUGUACAAGACCCAUUUUUCAUCACCAGUGAUGAUUCUUAUCAAAAAACGGUCGGCUUAAUUUCGUUUAAGGUGCAUAUCGCAAAUGUUGAUUCUUUGUGUUAAAUGGAUUUCUUUCAAUUCGUGAGGUACCCAAAGAUCAAGCUUCUUAACUAGCGCAAGACUUUUUAAGUGUUUUUCAAUUGUUGAGUGCGUGUCAAUUCUAAAAGGUGAUUAUAGAUAGAGAAAAUUUGAUACUAAAAAUAUUCAAUACUAUCUAAAAUUUCAUCUAAAAACUUUCGCAUAGAAAAUUAUUACUCAUCAUAAUGAAUAACUAUUCUUUACUAAAAGUAAUAACUUUUUCUUCGUUUAUUUAUUAAAUAUUUAAAAUCAAAUGAACUAUUUUAAUAUUAUCAAAUAAAUUUUAAAUUUUGACUCACUUUCGAGGCGGUGUGUGCAAUAUAAUAAAGGCGUGCGGAGGUAUAUUUCCAGGAAUUAGAACUUUUUUGUUAAAGUCUUUUUUUUUCAAUUUAAAAAUAGAUAUUACUUUAAUAGCUAUGAAAAAAACCAGGCACUAUUUUUGAAGAUAUUUAAUUGUUGUUUAACUUUUGAACUUUUUAUGGGCUAACUAACUUUUUAUUUACAAUGAUUUAUACAUCAUUCCAGAUCAAAUGAACUAACUCAUACACAUAAUUUUAGUGAUAGUAUAUUAAAUAACAGGAUUUUAACUUGUAGACAAGACUAAAAAGACAUCGAGUGUUAGGUACAGUUCAAACAUUGUUUUUUUUUCAAUUAUUUGUAAACAUUUCCAUUUGUUUCAAAAUUUCCUAUUCAUUAUAAAUAGCUUUCGUUAUCACUCAUAAACCUUCAAAAGGCAUUCAUUUCUUUUAUAUUUGAAGUAUGAUAAUCUAUUGCGUGGAAUGAAAAAAUAAAGAUAUUGUGUCAAGCAGUUCAUUUACUGCUAGUGGUUCCAGGAGUGAAUUUUACAUUUUAUAACACUAUUCCAGAGUUAUAAAACAUUCUAUAAUCAAGUUACAAUUUUUACAAAAAUAUAUAUCCAUUUGAUCACAUUCAUCAAUUAAUGGAAAUGUUAAUAAAUGCGGAUUAAUUGAGUUUCUUGUAGAAAAUAUGGUCAUUAGGCCAAGUUCCAGAGUAAAAAAAGUAGGUUCAUAAUGCAAAACUCUACAGAACAGACUUUUCACCAUAUCAGGGUGAUCAUGGUGAUCAUUUUUGCCAUCUUUUUUAUCUGAAUUUUUUUCUUGUAUAACGCAUAUGUUUUUAAUUAUAGCCCUCCAAACUUGUUUCAAUAUGGUUUUUGCUAAAUAUAUAGUUAACGGUAAAUAUUGUAAAAAAUUUGGAGCGCUAUAAUUAAAAACUUAUGCGUUAUACAAAAAAAAGUUUCCAAUAUAAAAGACGGCAAAAAUUAUUAUUUAUAACAAUUAUCUCAACGUGUCCAUUUCAUUAAAUAAAUACGUGUUGCAAGAAUUAAUAUUCGUUGCUUUAAAAGCCUGUCGACAAACCUAUUGAGCAUAUCUAAAUUUCAUUUAUUAGUUUAAUGAAUGGGAUAUAUAUGUAUUAUUUUAUGUGAAAAAUACUUUUUCUGAUACUAGUUUCCAAAAAAUAUUUAAAUUUGGUUUCAAAUAUGACAUUUUUGACUACUUUAAAAGUGUAUUGAAAAUAUCGACAACUUUUUUAGGGGGUUUCUUCUUAGUUUUAUCAUGUAAUAGUAUGUUACUUAAAUUUUAAUUAUAGUACAUUUUAAUUAUGCUAAUUUGAAUUGUCUUUUUAAGGGUGUAAUCAUUUUCAUUUUGAAACAAACAUCUCUUUCCAGUGUAUUUUAGAAUCCAGUAAGUUUAGAAAAAGGAUUUUGAGAUAACAUAAAAGCAUUUAAUGUAAAUUAGAACAUGUUCCUAACCAGUCUGCUUCAAAUUAGCUGAACUUUGAGAAUAAAAAUCUUUGAACUCUACGAAAUGUUUUUUCAACGUGAUGCUUUUUGUGCACAUCAAAAGUAGGCAAAAAUGCCAUUUUUUAGUACCACCUCAAAAAUACUGAUAUGGUAGAGCAUUUCUGCAGUUGAAUUCAAAUUAUGCAAACUAUUUCUUCCAGAUUUUCAAAGACAACCAAAUUUUUUGUCAGAGCAGUGUAAUUGUUCUUUGAGUAUACUUACUUGAAUAAUCUUGUACAGUUGAUAGCCUAUAAUAACACUCACACUUUACAGUUUAUUUAGUUAAGUCAUUCAAGUUCGCAAAACUGUGAUGUCAGAUGACUGAAUGAAUUUUGUCAUGAAUAGUUUGAUGUAUACCAUUUAAAUGAUAUCAAGUGAUGGAUUUACGCCAGGCCUUGGAAAUAACAUUUUUAUAUGCCGGGAAAAAUGCCGAAAAAAAAUUGUUUCAAAAAAUUGGUUCAGUUUAAUUUUUAUAAAAAAAUUUCUAUGGAAUAUUCACUAAAAGAAUCAGUUAACUCGACUCAAGAGAAAAAAUCUAAAUUUCUGAAGAAAAAAUAUGCAAUAUAUUUCAACCACGGAGUCAUCGAGAUGUAUAUUCGAGCUACAGAUUGUUGAGAAGUAAGAUCUUUUUCCACUCUAAAAAGUGUAAAAACAAAUUUAGACGCAAGCAUAAGCCAAGAUAGACUUAAUACUCUUGCAUUACUGUCUAUUGAAGCUCAACUAGUCCAAGAAGUUAAUUAUAACGAUAUAACGUUUUUGUGCUGACAAAACCCAGGAUAAAUAAAUUUUCAAAUUGAUUAAUAUUUAAAAAAAAUUAUUAUUUAUCUAUCUAAAGCUUAUAACAUAUUUCUUUUUAAUGUUUAUUAAUUAUACUUCAAUAAAAAAGUUAUUUUGAUAUAAAAAUAUUGGAUAAAAAUUAAUGAAUCCAUUGUAUUAAAAAGGGUGGUGCAUCUACCGGGGCCUACGGUGGCAGCAAGCCCAAAUUCGUCACUUAUGAUAUCAAGAAUGUAACAGCUGUUUAAAAUCCAAUACGCGAAUGAUAAGAAUUGUGUCACAAUGUUAAUAUUUCUCUAAUUAUCCAUGAUUCAACUAAAAAUAUAUAUCCCAAGCAAAAUUAACACACAGCAAGAAUACAAUGAAAUUAAGUAAUUACUAGAUAAGGUCGAAUUAAAACAAAGACAAAUAUAAUGUUGAAUUUCAAGUACUAUUGUAGAAAAUACAGGGUUGAAUAAAGUAUCGAAAAGAGUUGGAAAGAAAAUCUAAAAAAAAUUUUAUAUGUAUUUUCUCUGUUAUCAAUUACAGCUUGACAGUGUCUGAGCUUGCUUGGGAUCUCUUUUGAUUUCACUUUAAUGAGAGCAAUUGUAAAUGUAUUUAUUAUAUCUUGUAAGUGAUUAUCAAAUACAUUCCAAAUAUGCUUUAUUAUAUUGAGGUUAGAGUUAUUAGCUGGCUAUAAUAUUGCUUGGAUUUCAUAAAAAUUUCAAGUUUUUCUUGUCAUAUAAGAUUGAGGAUGGUCAGGCAUGAAGAGAAAAUUGGUUCCUAAAAAAGGAGGGACUUGUGACAACAAUGUAUUUGUGAGCAUUAAAACGAUUUCUUUUCUUUCAAUGACUACCGGCGCAGUGUGGACCUCCAAAUUAUUGCCAUCCCAUACUUCUUCCUCAUCUUGAUGGUUCGCUCUUCUGUAUAACGAGACACGUCCAUAAUUGCCAUAUAAUAUUUCUCCAAACCUGUACCUACAUCUUUACAAAAUCGUGUCCUUGUAAUAUCAACAACAACUACAGUUUUUGUUAUAAGUUUAAGGUUUAUAUCGACAUUUGAUAAAAUUCAAUUAUUAUCCUACUGUAUAUUUGAAAUUUUUUCUAUCAUAAAUUUCACUAGUACGUAAUUACCAAAUUGUGGAAAUCUACUAGUUAACUGUUUUAUAUCUUUAUAGUCUUCAUCAUAUCCACUUUCACUGUCUUCCUCUUCUUCUUCCCCUAUCACUAGGUUUACUACUGGCUUCCUUUCAGUAUUUUCUUUUUUUGCUCUAUAUUUGUGUAUUAUUUUCGGUCUACAGCUUCAUCCGUUGCUUAAUUUGUAUUCUAGUAGCCUUAACUGGUUUAGUUGUAACUGUAUUUAAUGAUCAACAUGACUUUGAAUUGCAUUAGGUUGUGCCUCACAUUAUUUAAUAUUAUUAUUAAGCAUUCUGGUUUCAACGCACUUACUGAUAGUAGGUGUACAAUAGGCUCGGAUGAUACGCUCAAAAAUUACUAGUAUGACUUUUUGCAUUUUCAAUCUGUAGUGGUCUAACAGUAACAAAAGAUGCAAAAAAACUUCUGUAAAAUUAGUUGAAUUAAAAGGGUAUAUUCCAGUUUUUGGCAUUCUUUUUUUAAAUAUUGAUGGCUAAAGAAUUAUUAAAUGUGGACGUAUCCAAUUUUUGAAGGUGUUUUUUGGCGGUCGGUGGUUGCAUUUUCGGUGAAACGUUAUACUUAACAUUAUCUGCAUUAUGAAAAUCCCAAGCUGCUUGUUGAACUAUUUUGAAUCAUCAUUUCUUCAGAUUUUUGUUUGGGGCAAACAAAAUUGGAGAAACUUUGGUUCAUGUACUUGAUUGAAACAAAAUAAUUAUAAUUAACAGUUCUCAUUUCGCUGAAGUAGCUUGAACAACUUUGAUUUUUCACUUUAAGAACAAUUUUAUAGGCAUUGUAAAUCAGAUCUAGUGCAACAUGUAACGCUUUAAAGGAAAAGCAAAGUGUUUAUAAAGUAUUUUUAUAUUUAUGAAAUUAAAUGAAGUCGCUUGUGAUUAAAUAGUUAGUUCAUACUCCUUCAUAGAUAAUUCCGGGAUUUGAUUCAUAAAUCCACUAAACCAGCCCCAUCCUGCUUGUUUUUUAUCAUUUCAUGUUUCUGGCAUUUUCUUCGAGAACUUAUUUGGAAACUGUAAUGUUAUCUUGUUUGUGUAGUUGUUAAACCUUAAGCCAUUUUUGACGCCGUUUUCAGACAUUUACUAAGCGAUAGUUCUACUACUUCGGAAAUUACUUUUCUACUGCAAUUAUUUGGUUCGCGUUCAGUAAAUCUGUAAGAAACCUUUUAGCUUCAUGUACAAAUUUGUUCAUAUACUACUUUCCUAUGAUAGAAGUUUUGUCACUAAUCGUUCGGACAUAUUUUGUUUUUUUACUUUUUUCACUGUCACAUCAAUUUCUUGUUGAAUCUUUCAAGUUUUUUCUUCUUUAUUUCCAUAUUGAAAACAAAUCAAUUUCAAUUUACCUUCUUCGUUUAGUAUUUUGCAUUAUGAAAGGGACACUUAUAUUGAAAAGGACACUGUCUGUUUGACAAUAUUGUGUUUCAUGUAUUAGGAUAUUAGGUAAAAAGCAUAUCAUUAUAAUGCAAUAUAAUCCAUUUGCAAAAAUUUAUAUUUAAAAUGAUCAUGUUUUGUAGAUAUGUGUAUAUCAAGAUAUAUUGUGCGUAGAGAGUAUGUCGAAUCAUUGAAUUGUAUUGAAAAAUUCAGAAAAGCUUAUUGUGUUGACUUUUGUGUUAUUAGCAUAUGAGCUCAAUAGAUUUAAAAUACAAAAAAAGUCCUCACGCUCGACUUAUUACCUUCUAUAAUUUUCAUAUUUCGUCACAAACCACGUAACUCGGUUUGUUUCCCUAUAUCAAUAUUGUGUUAUCAUUGAAUAGAUAAUUUCUGAAUAUAACAGAAAAAUUCGUAAAGACGUAAAAAAAUCCAUGAAAAUUUAAAAGUCUAAAUAGAAAACUCCCAAUUGAAACCACCAUUUUGUUUAAAGCUAACCGCACUCCGUGUUAAUUUACUUGAACUGUUUUUCUUUAAUUAUUUUCUCUAAAUUGAUAUCUGGCCAUCAUUUCAAUUUAAAAAAAACUUUUUUCAUCGAUAAGUUUUUUAUGGCUACUGUAAAAUUUGGUUUUAUGGAGUUAACGAGGUUUGCGACUUAAGUACUUCAACGAUGUACAUUUGUAAUGACUUUGAUGGACUGUGUUUGUGAUAAUUGUCUGCCAUAAAAUAGUAUAGUAUGUAUAAGAUCAGCACUAUCUCUGGAUUUUUAUCGGUUUAUGUGCAUAUAAUAUAAUAUCGAACAUAAAAUUAGGGCCACCCCGUAAUUUAAAGUUAUUUGAGAAAAUUUUGUUUCUAGGAUUUUUUUCGGUAAUAAAAUAGUUUGUUGACUAUUUGUUUCAUAAAAAUGAAAAUAAUGAAAAUGAAUAAUUUUAAUUUAUGCUAAGUAAUGAAAAUAAACAAUUUUAUUUUGCUAUGAUUUUCGUUGAAACAAAAAAAAAUUACGUAGCGAGUAUUCCCUUCUAUGGCAGUGAUAACAGCCUUGCAAUGACGAGGCAUACUUUGGAUCACAUUUUGCGGAAGAUUGUCUCAUUCCUACACCAAUAUGUUGCGAAGCUAUCUAAAAAUGAUGGGGACCGGCACAUGUCUCCGUAAACGUCUCCCCAUAUCAUUCCAAAUGUUUUCAAAGGGAUUUAAGUCUGAACUGAGAGCAAAUUGUGGUAUUUGAUACUUGGUAACUAUCCCACCAGUGUGGGGGCGUGCAUUAUCAUGCAUAAAGGUUGCGUUGUCUCCAAGAAUAACCACGAAUGGUAUGUCUUCUAGAACUUCUGUCAGUUACCUGUACGCUGUCAACGUCCCAUUCUUGCUAAAGCCUCACUGAUCUUGCACCAAAUUAAAGUCAAUACACGCUUGAGCAUAUUUCUUGCCUUAUCAGCGCCACACUCUUAUAGUCUGUCUGAGUCCGUAAGAUAGACUCGCGAUACAUCGGAAAACUAUAUGCUAUUGACGAAAAGCGGCGGUUCAGUGGCUUUGGUUCGAGAAGAUAAUCCAGCAGCAUGAAGUCGCCUCCUAACUAUCCAAUCACUUAUAUUUACAUUUAUGCAAAUGAUUUCCAAGGGAAACAAACAUCCGUAACUGUUCAGUUUCUCAAAGCACUAGAAACGAGAAAGCGGUCAUCUUUAGCUGUUGCAGUCUGCUCAAAUCAGUCUCUUUGUACCGCUAUCAUAUUAGUUGCACAUUCGAGGACUUACAUCACUAUAGCUGCCACAAUAGAAUUUAUGAUCACCGACAAUGACAAUACUACACAAACAAUUUGCAAUAGUGAAUAGACAGAUAAAACAACGGCAAGGAAAAGUAUGUUGAUAAUGGUUUUUAGGAAUUCAGGUGAAGGGCCCUUUUUGUCAAGCGCUUAUCAAAACAACAAAAGUGUGGGACUAAAUCUAUCGCAAUCAGAGGAAUUCACAUUAAUCAUAAUAAAAUGAUAUUUGUACCUCUACCUACCUAAUAUAAAAUUAUAAUUUUUAAAAUGGUUCUUUUAGUACUUAUUAUGUCUCGUUGGAAUACUAGAAAAAGUGAAGAAAUUAUUUAUACUUAUAGUCAGUAGUAAUCAAUUUAAAACCAAACCAUAACUGCAGCUAUUGAUUAAAGAAAAACCUGUUCAAAAUGCACACCCGAAUACUAAUUUAUGGCCAUUUAUUACCAUUAAUACAGUCAAACGUCAGGAUCCUCGAAAAGAAAAAUUUAAAUGUAUAUAUUGUUUCAACGACGGCCAUAUGCGCUUAUGAAGGGAAAUAUUCUAACUCUUCCAUCGACAAGAGGUUUUUAUUGUAUUAAUUUUUCCACUGUUACGAUGAAUUAUUAUGAGCAAUGUUAUCCAGUAAUUAUUAAAGAUUUUCUCUCUAGACAAAAAUGUAAUUUUAAUAUUUAUUCAAUGUACCAUUGUUACUUAAAUGUAAUAAAUGAUUAUAGCCUAGAUUAACUAAUUACAAAUUAACUUUCUGUGUAUAUUUACUUAAAAUAAAGCUAUUCUCAAUCGA